AUGUCAAAAGCUGUAUAUUCUAAAAUAUGGAUGAGUACAAAUAACUUCCACACAAGGAGAAGAUACGGAUGGUUUAAAGUUUGUUCUCGCUUUAGCCCAUGGGUAUACGUAUGGGCAGUUUAUGCCGUGUCUAUUGUCUUUCCUGUUUUUGACGAUGAGUAUAAGAAAUUCUUAACCUUUGGAAUAUGGAAAGAAAGUGAUGUUGGUUACAAAAAAAGUGCUCCUCAACCUUAUAAUUAA
Plasmodium gaboni is the source of this 240-nucleotide messenger RNA. RefSeq lists its product as hypothetical. The coding region runs from base 1 to 240 and encodes 79 amino acids. The transcript is spliced from 2 exons. The record is from RefSeq and is a predicted model, not a curated record. NCBI's taxonomy places the organism in Eukaryota, Apicomplexa, Aconoidasida, Haemosporida, Plasmodiidae.